AUGGCUGCACCUCUCACCUAUGCGGACUUGGAUCACAAUGACUGUCACUUCUUCGAUCAUAUCCUAGCCAACGACUCCGAGCGAGUCGCAUUUAUUAGAUUCUUCGAACACGUCGAGCGAAAAGAUUCGCAGCAGAAGCGCCCUCGAACCGGUACCGGUAGAGUCAAGCUAUGGAGAAGAAGCUCACGCGCGCAUUGGGUACAUCGCGCUGAAGACUCACAGCCUUUUCCUGAAAUUCUCCGCCCUACUUGGAUACCACCUGUCGCUGGUGGCACCCCAGCUGUACCUGUACCGUCUUCUCAACCUGUUGCAAGCCCACCGCAGGUCUUGACUCUUGUCGCACCUAUAGCUUCUGGUAGCAUCUCGAUUGCACCAGUCGAUGUUCCGGCAUCGCGUUCUCUUGACCUCGCCUUUGGCAGUAUAGUAGAAACUGUACUUCAAGUCCCGACCUCGCCUGAUGUCCAAAAGCGGAAACGAGACAUCAAUACUCUGGUUGAUGAUGAGCAACCAUCUAUCGGCAAAAAGGCGAAAGUGGGUGUUUAUUCCACCGAUGUUGAGCAUCCAGCUAGCAGCCAUUUUACCGACAUUGGUGGGGAGAAAUGCCCACAAUUCGUUCUGUACAAUGAGGUCGAAAUGAAGAACAAAAAAGAUUCCUACAAAGCGCUUGCUCCAUCUAAAGAGCAGUGCCGAUUCGUCCAGGAAGCUCUUGGUGGGAAAUGGCGUUUCGCGAAGGCGCUCCAUCAGCGCUCUAUUCGGUUGAUGAAAAAUCAUGGUCAAGUGGAGCGAGAGGCCACGGCGGCCAAUGCCCUUCGGGCGACCAACUGCCGACACGUUCAACAGUCUAUAGAGAUUCAGAAGGGACUGGAAAAACAAAAUUUGAAUUUCAGAGUGGAGCUUCUGGAUGAUCACCCUUCCUGGAAGCUCAACUACCAAGCUUCGGGAUACGCCUCUCAUGGCACUCUCCGCACGCUCAUCAAGAACCACGAGAGCGCCAAGCAGCCCAUCCCAGAGCACUUUUGCUGGUUUGUAUUUGGGGCGAUUCUCAUACUUGGAAGCUUUGACGCGGCUCUAUGUCUAGACCCAGAUCCCGCCAACCACAAGGCUCAGUUCGACAGCGUGCGAUUCAAGGGCAAAAGAUACUGGCAGGCUCCAGAGAAAUGCAUGCAGUACGCAAAGUCUGGGCAAUAUCCUCCAUCCAGGUGGGAGCUCGACCACGCUACCGAUAUCUAUUCGCUCGGACUGGAAGCUGAUAAUUUUGACAAAGAGUCAAAGAUUCCCCCGAAUUUCCCAGAGUACGAGUUUCCCAGUGCCAAAUACCCUCAUAGUGCUAAGUAUAGCCCGGCCCUUAUGCAAACUGUCCAGUAUUGCUUGGCUUUCCGACCGAGAUAUGAUCCUCAUGACCCAGAGAAGAAAUUCCGGCCUCCGCUAUUCCGACUUAGAGAUGACAUCAACGAAAAUCUAGCCAAAAUGGACGCCAAGUUUACUGCCAAGAUCGAGGAGGUACAAGCUAGACCGGGGCACAAGAAGCGCACCAUCUUUUCAGAUGAAGACACUCAGUUUGCCAUUGGUGCUAAGAUGCCACCUGUCCCUCUGGUAAACAUGGCAGAUCUCACCGACGCGAAAGCGAUAGAUCGUGAUAAGAAAAAGGCGCUUGAGACCUGGGAAGCGUAUCUUGUCAAUGCCGGCAGAAAGCCAAUAUCAAUGGACGCCUCAAUUGUAUCAGCCGCACUCAACGAUGUCUUCCAAAAGUUCCGGGAGUCGUUCACCGAGAAAAUAGGUAAAGAGAAGCAAGAAAAGCGGCGUCUCUACUUCAAUGCCCUGGACCACUCGAUGAAUACGUUCCAAAAGUGCAUCAAUCCAAGCGACAAGUUCAAGCAGCUUCGUGGGCAGUACGACCCAGAAUUCUUCUUACCGCGGAAUAAGUGCAUUGUGCUGAACCAGAUCCAGGGAAACAGCAAGAUUGUUCGCCGUGAGGUGAGGCAGGCAUUGCAAAAGAUUUCCGAGGAACAGAAUGAUAUCGAGGAUAAAUUGAGACAAGCCAAAGACGAUCUCGAACUUGCAAAGAGCGCCCACGACCAAGAUGAGGAUAUAAUCAAGACUCUAACUUCUUUAUAUCAGCAAUCGCAAGAGAGACAAGAGUUCAAGUCUGGUCAUGCAACGGCCUUGCAGGACAAGAUUUCUGUGUUGACCGUGCUGUGUGAGGCGGCAAAUGUCGGUUUUUCGAUUUUGAUUUUUGGUAAUGAGCUCUGGCCUGAGGAAGAUGUGAUAGAGGAGCGAGAGCAUUGGUUCCCGAAGCUUUCGUUGGUGCAUAGGUGUGUUUGGGAGUAUUUCUGGGCGAGACCUGAUGGCGUGUUUGUUGACAAGGUUGAUGAUGGUGGAAACGAGCUUGAAGAUUUAAUUAUGCAGGGGCUGUCUGAAUAG
Pyrenophora tritici-repentis Pt-1C-BFP is the source of this 2421-nucleotide messenger RNA. NCBI's taxonomy places the organism in Eukaryota, Fungi, Ascomycota, Dothideomycetes, Pleosporales, Pleosporaceae. The record is from RefSeq and is a predicted model, not a curated record.